AUGGGGAAGAAAUCUAACAAGGCUCUGGAGAAAUCCGUGGAGGUGUCCAAGAGGGGGUCCAAGAAAGGCAAAGAGGUACAACUUCCUUCGCCCAAGUGUGGUCCCACUGAUCAAACCGCUGCUGCCAUGCCGGGGGGCGUGUGGAAGAUGUCAACAAUGAAGGAGUCGGCGAUCCAAGAAUUGGUGGCGGUGAAGUUGCUGCAGUCAAAGCAGGUGGUGUCAUGGAGAGAAAUGGUUCUAUAUCAGGAACCACAACCCCCAAUGCCAGUAGUCACAGGGCACAUUCCCAAGUACUCGAAUAAGUGGAUCGAGGAGUCGGCUGAAGACAACCGUGAAGUACUCGACUUGUUGGCGAAGAUCGCCGAGUUAAAAAGAGGAGGAUUGACUGGCAUCAACGUGGCUGCCAGCUUCUUGAAGCUACUAGUUGUCGAUGACAUUGAUGAUAGUGUUGAUAAGGCCGUGGAUUUUUCGUUUGGUACUGAUGAGGCUACUUCUACUGAAGUAGUCGAAAUUGCCAGAGACGUAGCUGCGAGUGUGAGCACCACGGUGGAGACGCCCAUGGAAGAUGCACCCCCAGCCCCUGAGCCGACUACUGCUCAAGUAGUCGUCGAGGCUGGUGUUGCAGGUGGCGGAGUGGAGGAUCCAUCGAGUACUGAUAUGGCGGAUGCUGUGAAGACGCCAGAGGCAGUCAUCGACGCCACGAUGGCUGAAGUCCCCGCUGGCGGUCUUGGCGAAAACAUGGAAGAUCUGCCACCUGUGGCACCCGCUGAGCUGGUCUCAAUCGCACAACCGAUCGAGAGUACAUGUCCCAUGAGUAUCACUGCUGCGAUAUUGCGGGACGUGAUUGAGUCAUUGGAGAACCCUGUGCUGCCAGCCCCUGAGACUUCUGAUGCCAACCCUCCUCCCGCAGCUGAAGCUGUGACGACUUCAGCUGCACCGAGUACUGACGAGGGAGCCAUGAUUGUUGCGGGGAGUAUGACGCCGUCCGAGGGAGAGGGUAUUGUACCCGAGAAGGCGGCGCGCAAGGACGCUUUUGAGGCUGGGGCCUCGUUCACCCAAGAGCUUGUUCUUGCCCCAUUGCUGAAGUCUGGUGCAAGUGAGGCUUUGGGGUCUCAGAAGGUUGAAGUCUUUGAGAGCCCCCUAGUUGAAUUGCUACCAGAGUCCAAGAUUCAGGGUUUAAUUGCUGGUGUCUAG
Miscanthus lutarioriparius is the source of this 1194-nucleotide messenger RNA. Lineage: Eukaryota; Viridiplantae; Streptophyta; Magnoliopsida; Poales; Poaceae. The record is from the annotation of a GenBank genome assembly.